Molecule: messenger RNA, 1033 nt
Organism: Daucus carota subsp. sativus
Lineage: Eukaryota; Viridiplantae; Streptophyta; Magnoliopsida; Apiales; Apiaceae
Product: agamous-like MADS-box protein AGL80
Exons: 1
Coding region: 80-847 (255 amino acids)
Biological process (GO): positive regulation of transcription by RNA polymerase II
Molecular function (GO): protein dimerization activity; RNA polymerase II cis-regulatory region sequence-specific DNA binding; DNA-binding transcription factor activity, RNA polymerase II-specific
Source: RefSeq, a predicted model, not a curated record
GCCACAAACAAAAUCCUCUCUCAAAAAUUCCAUAAACCUAUAAUCUUGUUUCCCCUUUAUAUCGGCUUUGAAGCCGGCCAUGACGAGGAAGAAAGUGAAGCUAGCCUUUAUCAGUAAUGAUGCUACAAGAAAGGCAACAUACAAGAAGAGAAAGAAGGGCCUGAUGAAGAAGGUGGAGGAGCUCACCACCCUAUGCGGCAUCGAUGCCUGUGCCAUCAUCUACAGUCCUUAUGACGAGCAGCCUGAUGUCUGGCCUGACAUCGCUGGCGUGGAACGGGUGGUGGAAAAAUUCAAAAGCAUGCCCGAGAUGCAGCAGAGCAGGAAGAUGCUGAAUCAGGAGAGUUUCACGAGGCAACGUAUUGCCAAAACUAAUGAGCAGCUGAAGAAGCAACUCAAGGAAAACCGAGAGAAGGAGAUGACUGAGGUGAUGUCCCAAUGCUUGACAGGCCAGCUAGGAUUGCACAAUUUAAUGUUGCCUGAUUUGAAUGAUCUGGGGUUUUUGGUGGACCAAAAACUGCAAGAGAUUAAUAAGAAGAUGAAUGAGAUGGCUCUCCAAGAAGCGACACAGCAGCAGCAAGUGGUGACCCCAGAAGAAGCUCCUCAGGAACAGCAAGUGGUGCCAACAACUGUUUCUGACAACGUUGGAGUUUUGGCCGGGGGAGUGGUCGAGGAACAAAGAUUGGAUGCUGGUGGCAACACUGAUGUCGAUGCCUAUGGAUUGGUGCCACAAUGGUUCAAUAAUGAUGCCGUGGUUAGCGACAAUGUGACGGCUGACUAUCAGGAUUUAGGGUUUAUGACCCCCUUCGGAGAUGAGAACAAUCCAGUAGCGUGGGCUAAUUUCUUUUGAACAAGAAUAUCAGAUGGAGUUUUUCUAUUCAGUCAUUUGUUUAAUUGUGAACCGUUUUUUAUUUUCUUUCAUUGCAAAAGACAUUGUAACAGACACAAGAGAUAGACUAAAGAAAAUUGUCAUCUCUGUGACACCUGUGGGUUGGUAUUCAUUUUAGCCAACCAUUAAUAAAUCAGUUUUUUACUA